This is a messenger RNA of Emiliania huxleyi CCMP1516, 246 nucleotides long. RefSeq lists its product as hypothetical. The record is from RefSeq and is a predicted model, not a curated record. NCBI's taxonomy places the organism in Eukaryota, Haptophyta, Isochrysidales, Noelaerhabdaceae. The transcript has 2 exons. Bases 1 to 246 code for a protein of 81 amino acids.
AUGCUCCUCCUCGCCGGCGCGCCCCACUUCCUCGCCUACUCCUAUUACCAGAAUGAUGUCCCAAACGGCCAUAUCAACGGAAAGGACACGGGUCACUGCUGCGGCAGCACCUCGUUCCGCUGGGCGCUAUACAACACGGACAGGCAGUGGACAAAGGAGCUCUGCGAGGCGGACGCGGAUGGGGAUGGGCAGAGUAACGGGCUCGAGCUCGGCGAUCCUGCUCCACCAGCUCUGUGCUACAGCUAA